CGGCAAUCCUAAGAUAACCAAAACAGCCUCGUCUCUCAGCUAAGAGCGACGCUUCUAUAGAACUCGUCAAGCAGGCGACUGUUACAGAUCUGCAAAAUGGCACAACCCAUGACAACGUUCCCGGAGGCCUAUCCACAGCAGAACCCACACUAUGGGUACGACCAAGGACCUCCGCCUGCAUACAAUCCUGCACCGUCUGCACCUCAAACACAGCUCGGCAGCAUGGCACAACCCAUGACAACAUUCCCGGAGGCCUAUCCACAGCAGAACCCACACUAUGGGUACGACCAAGGACCUCCGCCUGCAUACAAUCCUGCACCGUCUGCACCUCAAACACAGCUCGGCAGCAUGGCACAACCCAUGACUACGUUCCCGGAGGCCUAUCCACAGCAGAACCCACACUAUGGGUACGACCAAGGACCUCCUGCAUACAAUCCUGCACCGUCUGCACCUAAAACACAGCGCGGCAGCAUGGCACAACCCAUGAGAACGUUCCCGGAGGCUUAUCCACAGCAGAACCCACACUAUGGGUACGACCAAGGACCUCCUGCAUACAAUCCUGCACCGUCUGCACCUAAAACACAGGUGGUCGUGAACCAGCCCGCUCCUGCGACAACCAAUACUGUGUUCGUCAGACCUCGUGUCAAGCCGCCCAACUACAUGGGGCUGUCCAUCUCUGUGCUGGUGAUGGUCAAUCCGCUCUUUGGGACAAUUGCUCUCAUCUUUUCAAUGUUAUCGGACUGCGACUACGGCUCCGGAGAUGUGGAGGGAGCCCGGAGCAAGGGAAAGAUAGCCUUGUGGCUAAACAUCAUUGGAAUGGUGACAAGCAUCAUUGUGACAGUCGUGGCCAUUGUUUGGUAUUUCGUGGAAAUAGGGGCAGUUUCCGAUUCAAUCUAUGACGAAACCUAACUAUAAACGUAUAGUUGCUUUGGCCAAUGUCCACAGAAGAUCUGUGCUUGAGGACUAUUCUUUCCCUUUACGUAAAAUGCCUUAAUUAAUGGCAAACCACUGUUCAAAAAAGUUUCAUGCAAGAUUUUGUGAGUAAGCUACCUACAUCAUACUGGUUAUAUUGUUUAUAAUCAGUAUUUUAUUAGUAUUGACUAUAAACAAUGUACCUAGUAAGAUGUUUAUAAUCAAUAUUUUAUUAAUAUCGAUUACAAGCAAUGCAAUUAUGCAUGUAGUAUGAUAUUAAUUACCAAUAUUUUCUUAAUAGUUUUUCUGUCAUUCGUUCAGUGUUCAGAGUUCCCUACUCUGCGUGCGUGCUUAUAAUAAUAAUAAUAAUUAUUAUUUUUUGUUGAAAUAAAUUUAAUUUUGCAUUAACUCAAGGAUUAUAAAGAAAUGAUGAAUUCUAAUGAGGCUUUAAACUGAAAUGUAGGUUACUUUGUGAUCACCUUACUACUUUGCAAAAUUGAUGAAUUGAAUGUGGUGAAUUACACAAAACUUACAAAUGUUAAAACAAUACAUUUCGACAUUUCCACCAUUGUUCUUAUCCACUCAUUCUUUAUACAUAGUGAGGUGGGAAUUAAAUCAGGCUAAAUAUAAAGGUGUUUGAACGAAGCAUUUCUGGCUGUACAUAGACAACUCUGGAAAAUUGUUGAAAAUGAUAUCAAAUGAAAGCGAAGACAACCGUAAUGAACUCCUAAUAACGUG
This is a messenger RNA of Lingula anatina, 1650 nucleotides long. RefSeq lists its product as uncharacterized. The record is from RefSeq and is a predicted model, not a curated record. Gene Ontology annotation, cellular component: membrane. Lineage: Eukaryota; Metazoa; Brachiopoda; Lingulata; Lingulida; Lingulidae.